Molecule: messenger RNA, 3379 nt
Organism: Ficedula albicollis (Collared flycatcher)
Lineage: Eukaryota; Metazoa; Chordata; Aves; Passeriformes; Muscicapidae
Gene: IRF6
Product: interferon regulatory factor 6
Exons: 8
Coding region: 1641-3023 (460 amino acids)
Biological process (GO): immune system process; regulation of transcription by RNA polymerase II
Cellular component (GO): nucleus
Molecular function (GO): RNA polymerase II cis-regulatory region sequence-specific DNA binding; protein binding; DNA-binding transcription factor activity, RNA polymerase II-specific
Source: RefSeq, a predicted model, not a curated record
CUGCGAGGGCGGCGGUGCGGGGGCGCCGUGCGGCUCCGGGCGCAGCCGGCAGGGCAGAGCCCGCUGGAAAUGCCCAUUUAGCGCUCCUUGCCUUCGGCUGCGCUGGGCUGGCCCCGGGCUACGCCUUUCAGGGCGGUGUAAAGCCAGGCCUAAAGUUAGGACGAGGCUGGGGUUUUCCUACCACCCCCCUCACCCGCUGCAGUUUUCGGAUCGCAGCUGUUUAAACCCAAAACCCCACAGAUUGUGUAACAACUCGUGCCCAUUCCAAUUUCGGGGGCUGAGGUGACCAGAUGGGGGUGCGCAAACUGGGAAUUCAAAGAGUUAAUGGUGUUCGGGUGUGUUGGCGGCGGCGCGGCUGGUGCGAGGCAGGAGAUGUACCCGGAGACCUCUGAAAUGAGGGAACCCAAGGUUCCUGGUGCAGGGAGGUGAUUCAGCGUCAGAUGGAAAUUCAGCCUGUUUCUCUGGGGGAAGGUUUGCCUUUGAGAAAAUGAAUACAGGACCAUGAAAUCCAGGAUAAUAAAGUCAAACAAAGGUAACAAGGAAAGAGCAGAGUCUGUGGGUUCGCAGCAGUCAACCCCGAGGAACCCCUUCCAUCUUCAGAGGCUUUAAUGGAUGAGGUGGAGCAGGAACACUGAAUAUAUUUGGGUCUGCGGUGGGGAGUGAAAGCAUCUGUGCAGCAAAGCUGAGUUGGGUUUCAGGACGGUUUUCCGGUGCUCCGUGUGCUGUUGGAGCUCAGCAGGGCCCCGAGUGUCAGCACAGCUGACCGGGGCUGUCCCUGACCUUGGUCACUCCUCUGCAGCCCUCCGGGGAGUGCUGCAGGCUGGCUGCUCCUUCCCGAGUUUGUUCUCGUUGGGCUGAAUGCCUCCAAGGAGAAAUACUAAUAAUUAGGGUACAGGGAGUAAUUACAUCGCUGACCAGAGAUGCAUUAGCAGGACGGGGAUGUGCUAAUUAUCCCCACACACCACCCAAACUGAGUGGGAAUUGGAUAGUCCCUGGCUUUGUGCACUGAGGAGCCCGAGUGGGGCCAAGCCUGCCUUGGCAGAGCCGUGAGUGUGCACAGGCAUUCCCCAGGUGUCUGGCAUCGGUGGAACCCACCGGAUCGAAGUUGAAGGUUGUAAGAGGCUGACUCACCGUCUGAGCCCAGCAAUGGGAUUCAAGUUGAUUUGCUCUCAGUUAUUGUGUCAACAAGUCAUUGGUGAUAAAAGGUCAUAAAGCAUUGUAGUGUGGAGCACUGACAGACGCUGUCUGCGGGCCCAGGGACAAUCCCAGCCAGCAGAAAUCUGCUGUUCUGGGCGUCUGAAUUUACUCCGUGUCUUGCAAGCUGUGUGUGCACAGCACACGUUAUUAGCAGGGACUGCUUGUAAAGUUAAGUGUAAAAGAGGUGGUGGAAACCAGCCCCACUAAGGAUUCUUCAAAAUGUCACUUUUUGUCCUUUUCAAGAGGAAUCAGUGCCCGAUUUUGGUCUCCAUUCUAAGUUCAGGAUUAACCUGGACUUUGUGUCUUUGCAAGCACGCUUCUGAAGAUUUAAUUCUGACAGCAUUUUCAACAUGGAGAACCAACACAGCAGAGUUCGAGGAGCGUUAAAAUAAUUUUGAUGAUUGCUUCCUGAUCCUUUGCAGCUCCUGGGAAACAGUCUGACCAUGGCCCUCCACCCGCGCAGGGUGCGCCUGAAGCCGUGGCUGGUGGCCCAGGUGGACAGCGGGAUGUACCCCGGGCUGGUCUGGCUGAACCGCGAGGCCAAGCGCUUCCAGAUCCCCUGGAAACACGCGACUCGGCACAGCCCCCAGCACGAGGAGGAGAACACCAUCUUCAAGGCAUGGGCCGUGGAAACGGGAAAGUACCAGGAAGGAGUGGACGAGCCCGACCCUGCCAAGUGGAAAGCCCAGCUCCGAUGUGCACUUAACAAGAGCCGGGAGUUCAAUUUGAUGUACGAUGGCACCAAGGAGGUGCCCAUGAACCCCAUUAAAAUUUAUGAAGUGUGCGACAUCCCGCAGUCGCAGGGAUCAAUCAUUAAUCCAGGUUCCACUGGCUCAGCUCCGUGGGAUGAAAAGGAUAAUGAUCUUGAUGAUGAAGAGGAAGAAGAAUUGAAUCAAUCUCAGCAUGUCCCAAUUCAAGAGACGUUUCCAUUUCUUAAUAUCAAUGAUUCUCCGAUGGCUCCAGCCAAUGCGGAAAACUGCAGCCCUCAAACUGUGUGGCCAAAGAACGAACCUCUGGAUAUGGAAAUGCCCCCAACGGCGCUGCAGCACGACUUCUUCAGCAGCCCCGAGCUCUGGAUCAGCUCCCUGCCAAUGACAGACCUAGAAAUCAAGUUUGAGUAUCGAGGGAAGGAAACCGGACCCACGACGACCGUGAGCAACCCGCAGGGCUGCAGACUGUUCUACGGAGAGCUGGGUCCCAUGCCAGACCAGGAGGAGCUCUUUGGGCCCAUCAGUUUGGAGCAGGUCAAGUUCCCAGGGACGGAGCAGAUCACCAAUGAGAGGCAGAAGAUCUUCACGAGCCGGCUGCUGGAUGUUAUGGACAGGGGACUGAUCCUGGAGGUCAGCGGCCACGCCAUCUACGCCGUGCGGCUCUGCCAGUGCAAGGUGUACUGGUCUGGGCCCUGCGCCCCCUCCUCCACCACCCCAAAUCUCAUCGAGAGGCAGAAGAAGGUCAAGCUCUUCUGUCUGGAAACGUUCCUGAGUGAGCUGAUUGCCCAUCAGAAGGGUCAAAUUGAGAAACAGCCACCAUACGAGAUCUACUUCUGUUUUGGAGAAGAGUGGCCUGAUGGAAAACCCAGGGAGAGGAAGCUGAUCGUUGUGCAGGUCAUCCCCGUUGUGGCCCGGAUGAUCUACGAGAUGUUCUCCGGGGACUUCACGCGCUCCUUCGACAGCGGCAGCGUGCGGCUGCAGAUCUCCACGCCGGACAUCAAGGACAACAUCGUGGCGCACCUGAAGCAGCUGUACCGGCUGCUGCAGAACCACCAGGAGGGCUGGCCCAUGCAGGCCCCUGCCAUGCACAUGGCACAGCCACUGCCAGCACAGUGAGCGGCCCUCGGCUUCCCCCGGGGCUCCUUAGUUGUACAUAUACACGAGUGUUCCUUAACCAGUGCCUUGCUUUAAUCUGAGUAAAUAAAAUCUGUAAAUCUCGUCACCUGAUGCCACAGUUUUAGCAGUCUGUGGUGCUUUUGUUUUGGCUCAAAACAGAGGGGGAUUACAGGAAUACUUUUCACUCCUUCACCCUUUACACCUUGUUUGCUUAAGCAACCCCUCUGUAUAAAUCAGAUUUUCAAUUCUGUAAAAUUUUUAAUCUGCUAUUAAUACAAUGUAUAUAAACAGUUGAUCAUUAGAGGAGGAGAAAGAGAAUCAUUUGUGCUCUAUUAAACGUGCCUGGACAAUAUCAC